GUCUGCUGUGGAAACGUCAUCAUAUAGCGACAACAUUUAUCUUCUCUUCAUAGGCUAAUGUUUAAAAUAAGGCUCAACAUUUGUUUUUUAAGAUAGGGUGUGAUUUGGAAAAUUAUGCGAACUAAUUUUACAAGGAAGUUUUAUCUUAAAGCACGCUAUUUAUCUUGAAUACAAAAUAAACGUCCCCGGAAGUCCUUUCUCCGUUUGUAAACACAUGGCUUCUAGUCGUGUCUGAGACUCAAUUAUGCCAAAACUCUUCGAUAUAAAGUUUCCAGGAGAAUGUAAAACUCUUCCCGAAGGCUUUUGGUCAGCCGUAGACGUGUGGAUAAAGAAACCUCACGUCGUAAACAAGCGUCUUUGCGGAGUUAAGGAGACGGAGAGUAAAGAUGUGGGCAGAGAGGCUCUGCCUUUCCUGCUGGAUGAUCCUGAACUCUCUCAUGAUGUCGUGUCCUUCCUGACCAGCCGGGUUUCACCGGGACAGACGCACGAAAAGGAAAAACCCUGGUCUUCUAGUGUCAGGACAAUUAUCCCUAAAGUAAACUCUUACGGGACAAACCUGCAUAAAGAGGUUAUACUCAAAGACUUUGGCAGACAACAAGUGACCUUUCUUCCAUUUGAAGAGGAUUCAGAAGGGCAGGUGUCUCUAAAGAGGGGCAACAUUUAUCAGUUUCAGCUCCUCCAUCAGGACUGUGAGGAAUGGGCCUUGGAGCUGCAUGCGUUGACUCCAGAUUCGUGGUUCUCUGAUGGCGUGGCGUACCCGAAGCUGCCCUGGCUGUCCACUGAUCUGCUGCCUAAGCUGGUGCGCUGGGCCACCGAGUGCAAGAGCAGCGAGUUCAGGAGCACCUUGUCUCUGCUGCCGGUGGAGAAGUACAGCCUCAUGUACCAGCAGCUGAAGGAGAAGUACAAGGCCAUGGUCAAGGUUUGGCCUGAGGUUACAGAUCCUGAGAAGUUUGUCUAUGAGGAUGUUGCCAUUGCUACGUAUCUCCUUGUGCUGUGGGCUGAGGAGCGGGCAGAGAAAGGCCUGGCUGCCCGACAGUCCUUUGUGGACCUGGGCUGUGGAAACGGCCUCCUGGUUCACAUACUGGCCAAUGAAGGGCAUCCUGGAAAGGGCAUCGAUGUUCGGAGGAGGAAGAUCUGGGACAUGUACGGCCCCCAGACUCUGCUAGAGGAAAAGGCAAUUACUCCCAGUGAGAGCUUCUUAUUCCCGGGUACGGACUGGCUGAUUGGGAACCACUCAGACGAGCUCACACCGUGGAUCCCCGUUAUAGCAGCCAGGUCUUCUUACUCCUGCCAGUACUUCGUCCUCCCCUGCUGUUUUUUCGAUUUCUAUGGAAAAUACCAGAGACGGCAGUGUAAGAAGUCUCAGUAUAAGGAAUACAUCGACUUCAUCACUGAGAUCAGCCAAGUCAGUGGCUUCAACACUGAAGAGGACUGCCUGAGAAUACCGUCCACCAAACGGGUGUGUCUGGUGGGAAAGUCAAGAAACUACCAGCCCUCUGCCGAGGCUGAGGCCGAGCAGCGAAGAGCUCAGUACGUCCAGAGCCGCCAGACCCCCUCUGGGGUCACAGUUCAAGGGUCAGACAUCAGAAAUGACGGGGACUGUUGCCAUGGGAACAAAGACACUGACAGGACCCCCGGGAGCAGCUGGGGAGCCGGGUUCCAGCCCAGAGACAAGGUUGAAACGGUUCGAAACUGUGCUGCUCUCCCGCGGGACUUUGUUGACGGUGUUGUCCUGCAGGUUGCUAACGUUCUUCUGGGAAUGACUGAGGAUGAUGGCGUGGGGUCCUCCAGUGACUGGAACCGAGGAGGAAGCCUCUCUGUGAGCGAGGUCGCUGGGCUGUUGGAGCAGGAAACCCUGCGGCUUCUGAAGAAGGAGUGUGGAGGCCUUCAGACGCUGCUCAAGAACAACCACCAAGUUUUUAGAGUGGAAGGAGGGAGGGUGUACAUAAGAGACUGGCGGGACAGGAAGUCCUCCAGGGUGGAUCCCAAGAGGAAGCCCGUUGUCCCUGGUGCCCUGAAAACUCGUCCCUGCUGGUUUCACGACCACCACCCUCAGCGCUGCCCCCUGCCGGCUGAACACUGCGGCUUCGCUCAUGGACCUGAUGACCUCCGACCCUCGACCAGACCUCUGAAGAAGAUAAAAAAUUAUGCCUUUUGAAUGGCUCAUUCCUCCUGUACACUUUAAUUGAACUCAUUUGUUUAGUUGAUUUUUUUUUUAAAUUGAGGAACUACUUUUCUUAUUAACAGUAUUCACUCUGUCCAUCAGUGGUUGAACCUGCUGUGAAAAGCCCCCACAUCCAGCCGUGCAGCCACAAAGAGUAGGAAGUUCAGGUCCAAGCAGUGUGAGUUUUAUUGAUGCGACGUUACAUCAUUUCUGGGAAUUGAGGUCUCGAAAUUUCACAGUAUCCUCUCUCUCUCUCUCUUCUGUGUGAGGCUGCCAAAAUGUGAUGCUUCCUGGUGCAGCUUUAGGCUUCACUGUUGGACCUCUGGGUUACUUUAAUUUCAAAGGAUUAUUUUGUCUUUCUUUGUAUUUAUUUAAGAAAUGGACUUUUGUAAAUCUCAGGAAACUGUAUACUUACUGUAUAUUAAAGUGUAUUUCAAGCUA
Messenger RNA from Siniperca chuatsi (mandarin fish), 2605 nucleotides. It is a transcript of the gene trmt44, whose product is annotated as tRNA methyltransferase 44 homolog. The coding region runs from base 245 to 2158 and encodes 637 amino acids. The transcript is spliced from 11 exons. Gene Ontology annotation, biological process: tRNA methylation. The record is from RefSeq and is a predicted model, not a curated record. Lineage: Eukaryota; Metazoa; Chordata; Actinopteri; Centrarchiformes; Sinipercidae. Gene Ontology annotation, molecular function: tRNA (uridine) methyltransferase activity; metal ion binding.